CGUCUAGUCCUCGUGACGUAGUUAACGUGCGCCCGUCAGACGUCUGCGUUUAUGCGACGAACGGAAUGGCGAGCGGUAAAAAGAAUCUCAUCUGGUCUCUAGCGGAUUAUACUGACGAUUCAGAGCCGGACUCCGACCAAGAACAAGAAGAUACAGGGGGGCGAGGAGUAGCCCUUGUUUAUGGCUAUGGAGAGGACGACCUGAACCGCACCGAGGAUGUGGAAGAGAAAGCAUCUGGAAAUGAAGACAGCCAGGAUAGCAACUCGGAUGUGGACGAAUCAGACGAGGGGAGGCACGCAGAUGAUGUGGAGGCAUCAGAAGCUGAGAAGAAGGACCCCAAUGAGCUUGUUGCGCUUUUUUCAGAGAAAGUGAGGAACAUGUCCCCAGAUCAAAUCAGAAUCCCCCCCGAACCUGCCGGACGCUGCUCGAGUCAUCUACAGGAGAAGAUCUUCAAGCUGUACGAGAGGAGAAUCCACGGAGACUUUGACACAAACAGCCACAUUCAGAAAAAAAAGGAGUUUAGAAACCCGAGUAUUUACGAAAAGCUCAUUCAGUUCUGUGGAAUCGAUGAACUGGGGACCAACUACCCCAAAGACAUGUUUGAUCCACACGGCUGGUCAGAAGACUCCUAUUAUGAGGCUCUGGCCAAAGCUCAGAAAGUGGAGAUGGACAAGUUGGAGAAGGCCAAGAAGGAGCGAACUAAGAUCGAGUUCGUCACAGGAACUAAGAAAGGCACCAACGCCUCCAGCACAACCGCCUCCACGACCAGUAGCAGCAGCACCACCACAGCCACCGCAGACGCCCAGAAGAGGAAAAGCAAGUGGGACUCGGCCAUCCCCGUCACCCUGGCUCAGCCCACCCUCAUCACCACUACAGCGACGCUCCCUGCAGUCGUGUCGGUGACCACCACAGCUAGCGGCACAAAGACUACGGUCAUCUCUGCAGUGGGAACCAUCUUAAAGAAAGCAAAGCAGUGAACUAUUGGACUAUAGGAGCAGAGCUUCUGCUGAACAAGGACUAACCCAAAUCAUCACCAAGCCAAAGUCUAGUGGUGACAUCUCUAUAUCUGAUGCACAGUUUGUCAAAAGAUGUUUUUAUAUGAGGGAUACAGCUGAUUAUUUAAUACCACUUAAAGUCCUAAACAGACUGGUUGAAAUAUCUGAAAGUGUUUUUUUUCUCGAUUGUUGUAGUUAAAUGUCGUCAGGCUUUCUCUGUCUGUCUGCAAACAUUUUCUUUUUUGUGACAUAGUGAACGUUUUUCAGGUAUCCUAUAUUUUUUACACUUCUACAUACGCAUUGUUUGUAAGGAAAUAAAUGAGUCGGAUGCAACUUUUUAAU
Cyprinodon tularosa is the source of this 1337-nucleotide messenger RNA. RefSeq names its product SAP30 binding protein (gene sap30bp). The transcript has 10 exons. The record is from RefSeq and is a predicted model, not a curated record. Bases 66 to 977 code for a protein of 303 amino acids. Gene Ontology annotation, cellular component: nucleus. NCBI's taxonomy places the organism in Eukaryota, Metazoa, Chordata, Actinopteri, Cyprinodontiformes, Cyprinodontidae. Gene Ontology annotation, biological process: regulation of DNA-templated transcription.